This is a messenger RNA of Calypte anna (Anna's hummingbird), 1533 nucleotides long. RefSeq names its product beta-ureidopropionase 1 (gene UPB1). Lineage: Eukaryota; Metazoa; Chordata; Aves; Apodiformes; Trochilidae. The transcript is spliced from 10 exons. Bases 220 to 1371 code for a protein of 383 amino acids. Gene Ontology annotation, molecular function: beta-ureidopropionase activity. The record is from RefSeq and is a predicted model, not a curated record.
GCCCGGCGCCUCCGUUGUCCCCCGGUCCCUGCACCCUCGCCCCUCCGAGCCCGCCACAACCCCUGAGGUAAAAGGGGCGUGGCCCGCCAGGGGGGAAAGGUCGCGGGGGGGGUCCGCGCGCUUCGCUCGGUCUUGUCUGGUCCCGUCCCGUCCCGUCCGGACCUGUCCGAUCCGAUCCGGUCCGGUCUGAUCUUGUCUUGUCUGGUCCCGGUCCCCACCAUGGCGGGAGGCCUGGAGUCGGUGGAAGCGUGCUUGGAGCGGCACAUUCCGCCCGAGGACCUCGCCGAGGUGAAGCGGAUCCUCUACGGGGGCGAAGCGAGAAAACUUAAUUUACCAGCUGCUGCGCUGUCAGAAGCUCAGGAAAGGCAUUUUGAGCUACAGGGCUAUGGAUUUGAAGCUGCUCCAGAGCAAUUGAGAAGGCCACGGGUCGUUCGAGUAGGACUGGUUCAGAAUAAAAUUCCACUCCCCACAGUCACAGCCGUGGCAGUCCAGGUGGCUGCCCUGCACAGACGAAUUGAGGCAAUUGUGGAAGUAGCUGCAAUGUGUGGGGUGAACAUAGUUUGUUUCCAGGAGGCUUGGACCAUGCCCUUUGCCUUUUGUACUCGUGAGAAGCUUCCAUGGACUGAAUUUGCUGAGUCAGCAGAGGAUGGGCCAACAACAAAAUUCUGUCAAGAGCUGGCAAAGAAGCACAAUAUGGUUGUGAUAUCUCCAAUCCUGGAGCGAGAUGACAUUCAUGGGGGAACUCUGUGGAAUACAGCAGUGGUCAUUUCUAAUUCUGGAGCUGUUCUUGGCAAAAGUAGGAAAAAUCAUAUUCCAAGGGUUGGAGAUUUCAAUGAGUCUACUUACUAUAUGGAAGGAAAUACAGGACACCCAGUGUUUCAGACACAGUAUGGAACAAUUGCUGUGAAUAUCUGCUAUGGGCGUCAUCACCCCCUGAACUGGUUUAUGUACAGUAUGAAUGGAGCAGAGAUCAUCUUUAACCCCUCAGCCACUAUUGGAACACUCAGUGAGUCACUGUGGCCAAUCGAAGCCAGAAAUGCUGCCAUAGCCAACCACUGCUUUACCUGUCCCAUCAACAGGGUAGGAACAGAAUACUACAAAAAUGCCUUUACUUCAGGAGAUGGUGGAAAAGCACAUCAUGACUUGGGACAUUUUUAUGGCUCAAGUUACGUAGCUGCACCAGAUGGCAGUAGGACCCCAGGACUCUCUCGCACUCAGGAUGGGCUUCUGGUGGUAGAGAUGGAUCUAAAUCUUUGUAGACAAGUCAGUGACAAAUGGAAUUUUAAGAUGACUGGUAGAUAUGAAAUGUAUGCAGAGAAGCUCACUGAAGCAGUCCAGCCUUAUUUUGUGCCCAAUAUAAUCAAAGAGUAAGAGAGAGCAUUUCAUUACAAUGAAAUGUUACAUGACAAAUUAAAAGGUACUGUUUCAUCAUAGCUUUACUGUGGAUCACAAGUGAAUUUAAUCUACUGUAACCAACUUUGAAAUAAUAGGAUUCAAAACUGUUAAGUAAAAUAAUUGAAAAAUGGUUUCUUU